AUGGCCAUCUUGGUCUGGGCUCUGUCUGAUGUUUUGUCUUAUUUGGGAAGGGCAUUUGGUGCUAGUAAUGCCAGUCAGGGCGACAAUGGAAACAUAGCACAACAACAAUCUGCAAACCUAAUCACCAAGUCUUCAUCAAUCCCUAGUGAUCCAUCAGCCGCAGAUACAUCUAGUUCUGAUCUGGGGCCGAGCGCUAAUGCGCCUAAAAAUAAUCUGUCCAGGGCUUUUUCUGAAGAGGCUCUUGAUUAUGAAGCCAUGAUACUGGAUAUGCGUGGACAGAAUUUAACCAGCCCAGCUGGUUUAUCCUCAAAUGAUCUAUCGAGGGCAUUGGUUGAUAGGUUUUCUAUCGUUGAGUUGAAGCAUAAAUUCCAACUUUACAAGGUUGAAUUUUUGCUGCUAACCAGGAAUUUGAAGCUAGCCAAACGUGAAGUGAAGCUCGCUAAGGACAUUGCACGUGGAAGAGAUUCUUCAAUGGCUCUUCUUUUGAAAUCUCAGCUUGAAUAUGCUCGCCAUAACCACCGCAAAGCAAUCAAGCUAUUGAUGGUAUCAAACAACAGGACAGACCCAGCAUUUUUGAGCAUUUUCCACAACAAUCUUGGUUGCAUUUACUAUCAGCUUGGGAAAUACCAGACAUCAUCUUUGCUUUUCUCUAAGGCAUUGACUAAUUGUUCAUCCCUUAGGAAGAACCAACCGCUAAAGCUGCCAACCUUCUCUCAGGAUAACGCUCUUCUUAUAGUAUAUAAUUGUGGUAUGCAGUACUUGGCCUGUGGAAAGCCAUUACUUGCUGCUUGCUGUUUUCAGAAGUCUAGUAUGGUCUUCUACAAUAAGCCUUUCUUGUGGCUUCGGCUAGCUGAAUGCUGUCUGAUGGCUUUGGAAAAGGGCCUAAUUAAAUCAAGCCGUAUUUUACCAACAAGAUUGGAAGUUGGAGUUCAUGUUGUUGAGGGAAAAUGGAGGCAACUUGUACUGAACAAUGAGAUUCCAAGAAAUGGAUGUGCAGACUCGCUUGACAGAGAUGAUUGUCAUCUCAAAAAUGAUGUGCAGCUGAAUUUAUCGUUGUCUCUGGCCCGGCAGUUCCUGUUAAAUGUCCUGUACUUGAUGGAUUCCAACAAGACGGAUAAUUUAAAGUCUGGCUUGCCUUUCAAUUCGUUAAGUGAGGAAAAUCAUUCAGGUGAUGUGUCAUCCAACAAUUCAAAUAAUAAGAAUUCACUCGGAAUCGAUUUCAAGGCAUUUUCAUUAGCAUUAAGCUUAGGUCAUGCUAAUUCAAACGGAGACGUGAAAGAGCAAAAGGGAGGUGCUAAUCAGGAGGUCAUUCAGAACUCGCUGUCCUCUUAUGAAGAUAUUUGCAGAAGAGAAAAUUUAUUGAUUAAGCAGGUAGCCCUUGCUACCCUGGCGUCAGUUGCAACAUCUCUUCUGGAACUUCCAGAAUGCUCUAGAAUUUAUCUCUUUCUAGGCCAUGUUUAUUCAGCAGAGGCACCCUGCUUGCUAAAUAGACCAAAGGAAGCUGCCCAGCAUUUGUCAAUUUAUAUGUCUAGGGGAUACGCUAUUGAAUUGCCUUUCAGUCGAGAUGACUGCAAGAAAUGGCAGGUGGAGAGAACUGCUGAAUUUGAAGACGGAACUGCAGGAUCUAUGCCAGCCAACAUUUCUUCAUCUGACGAUUCUCAACGUAUGGAUUUUCUUAAGCCAGAAGAGGCCCGUGGGAUAAUUUAUGCAAAUUUUGCAGCACUAUCUGUAAUGCAGGGCGAGUUAGACCAAGCCCAUCAAUUAGUUGCCCAGGCGUUAUCCAUAUUGCCAAACAGUCCAGAAGCCACAAUUACUGCAAUUUAUGUAGAUCUCUUGCUUGGUAAGCCGAAAGAAGCUUUAUCCAAAUUAAAACAAUGUAGCCGCGUUAUAUUCCUUCCCAGUGCCAUUACAUUGAAUAAGUCUUAGAGUCUGUUGUAUUCAUGGGCUUUAUCAUUUUUGCCUGAUCUUCUCAGAGCUAGUUAGCAGGUAGCUUAAUCUUUUCCAUAGCUUUUGUACCAUAUAUAUAGGUUCAGCAAUUCAGAGAAUAAUUUUUUGAUUUAUUCCUUUAUUAUGAUUUUCGAAUUCAAAUGUACGAGUCUCAUUCAUAGGCGUGGUGGCUGUCUUUUAAUUUUUGCUACUGCCACCUUAGAAAUUUGAGGUGUAAUUUUUUUUUUUGGUUGAGUUGUGCUUUACAGGCUAAUUUAGUUUAUAUUUAAAGUAGAGCUCGUGCUUACAUCGACAAAG
Molecule: messenger RNA, 2244 nt
Organism: Neltuma alba
Lineage: Eukaryota; Viridiplantae; Streptophyta; Magnoliopsida; Fabales; Fabaceae
Product: CCR4-NOT transcription complex subunit 10-like
Biological process (GO): negative regulation of translation; mRNA catabolic process
Cellular component (GO): CCR4-NOT complex
Molecular function (GO): protein binding
Source: RefSeq, a predicted model, not a curated record